AUAGAGCAACUGAGAAACUCUGUUGUCGAAAAAGGCCGAUUUUUACACUUACAAGAGGACUUGGAAAGUCAAAUAAAUGCGCACGUGAAAUCUGAUGGUGCGAUUGCAGAUGCAAACAGAGAGGUUUGCACGAAAGACAAAUCAACAAAAGGCAACCACGAAGAGGAAUGUAAGCUAGACAAGACAGCUGUAACGCGAGACAAAGAUUCUCUAAGGUGGUGUUAUGUUAAAACUUGCCUUGAACUUCUUAAACUUCUGAAAGAAUCCUUGAUUGAACUGAAAAGGGAAGGCGAGGGAAGUGGAGAGGAGUCAGCUCAUGGCAAAGGUGGUAAUGAUGCACCUCGUUUGCCUGCAGAUUCGUUAAGUGUUGGGGAUCAAAAAACCGUGCUAACAGCUCUCCAGUUUGUGGUAAUUUUAGGCAUUUCGCCUAAUCUUCUUCCAGGUGUCGGAAUGCCACUGGAAAAGCGUUCAGGAUUUGCCAGUGUACUAAACAUUCAGUUUACGAUUAAGAGUGAACGACGUCUAUUUGAAUGCAUAGAUACACUGGUUGACUGUGUAGCACAGCCUUCACUGGGUUCUCUUGUUUUAUCCAGACAUUUGGGAGACAUUUUGUCUGGUUUAAUACAGAUUUGUUAUGCACCUGUGUCAGCUUAUUCAAAUGCUAAUAAUGACACUAACAGCAACAUAAGCGGUUCAACAUGUGGUGAAGUAAACAGACGUUCAGCUGAGGAUACUGGGCUGUUAGAUGACAGUCAGAAAAGUGUGGAAAUUCGUGACUCAGAGGCAGUAUUACCAAUUCCAAAUAGUAAUUCUAGUGUCCAGCUACACCCAUAUGAUGCAUGUAAAGUGUCAUGCAAAUCUGUUGAAUUGGAUGGUGGAUUAUUUAUAACUUCUGUUGAAAGAGAGAAGUGCAUCUGCAAUCUGGAGAGAAUUCUUGAUCGUGUCUAUCAACCAAUAGUAAUACAAGAACUUCUGCUACUUCAAGGGAGUCGAGCACAUGCUAGCAAACAAUCUGUUAAAGAUAAUGAGAGAUCAAGUACUUCAGGAGAAAACAAGAAAACAGGGGGAACGAAACAAUCAGUGUCAUUGUCACAGACUCCCAAGUGGAUGACAAAUAUUUGUGGACAGCUUCUUUCUGAAAGGCUAAUGAAACCAAAUGGAGUCAAAGCAGUUUUACAUGGAUUUCUUGAAGGAUUGGCAGGUUGUCAAUGCUGAUAAUCAACUUUUGUAAUAAGUGUUAUUGUUUUAUUACUGUGCGUUGCUAUAACCGAGGCAACCUAGACAAAGUCGACCAAUUGGAUGACAGGAAAAUAACAGUACAUUCCGAGAAAGCUAGUUGUCAAUCUCAUAAUUACCAUGACAUGAAAUCAACAACGACUUGAGGUCACUAGUUAUUGCAAAAUGUGGCAAUGGUAAUGGAGAAAUUGCUGGUAGAUAACAAAAUAACAGCUUGUGUCAAACAAAUAUGUCUCCUGGGUGUUAUAUGUAAAGUUUCAAAUAGAAAAACAUUGUCGGGUGAAACAUUUCGCUUUCUUGAAAAACAUUUGCUAUCAAUAUUUAAUUUUUGUGUUUCGAGUAACAUAUUGUUUUCUUAUGAGCUGCUGAUUAGCCCACAACCAACUUUCUUGGAAUUUAUUGUUAUUUUCCUGUAAUCCUAUUUGUCAACUUUGUCCAGGUGAUCCCGGUGCCAAAUUAAAUCAACAAACUAACUCAAGUCAUGUUAAUUGCUCAUAGACCUUAUCACGGUUUUGGAAGCGAUCUUGUCAGGUAGGCAACCGCGUGAAAAAUAACAGUGUUUGUAAGCGAAUAACGUCCAAAAACUUUCUUGAAACGACUGUUCUGAAGAAAGUAGGAAUUGUAAAGCAAAGCUAUGCAGCAAAGGAUUCUACUAACAAAUUUUGGAGGCUGUACCUGUGCUUAAAUUUCUACACUGUUGCUUUUAUUAGAUUUUCCAUGUGCCAGUACAUAUAUUUGUUUGCAAUUUUCCUGAAAAAUAUUAGUAUGCAGGAAAAAAACAUUUUACAGACAAAUGUAUAAAAAAAUUUUAAAAAGUGGUUCUAGUGCAGGUAACACCCUCAAGUUUUUUCGGUAGAAUCCUUAGGAAUGAAGCUUUAGUUUACAAUUCAUAUUUUUUUUCAGAUCAGUUUUUUUACGCAAAUUAUUCGACAUUAGAUUCUCAUAUAAACACUGUAAUUUCUCACAUGGUUGCCUACCCAUCAAGAUGGCUCCCAAAACCGUGGUAAGGUCUGUUGUGUUUGAUCUCUCUGUCAUCUGCUUAGUUGUCUUUGAUAAUUUCAGGACAAGCUGAUUCACCUGAUUGGCAGAAGUGCGAUGUUAUUGCUAAGGUGAUUGCUAACUGUCCAAGUAAGGCGGAAUCCGUUGAACAAUACUACCAGUUAGUAUCGUCACAGGUGAGGUGGUUUUUAAACACUUAACCUUUUAAGUCCCAGGAGUAACCGAUAUCAGAUGCAUUAUUAAGAGAAAAAGUGUGAGAAUUAGUAAAAUGAUCACCAAAGGAAAAUGCUUUGAUCUUUUAUCAAAUUCUUCAAACUAAUUCAUAAAAGAAAUGUAGGGAGAUCAGUUUGGAGAAUUUGUAUUUUGAUGUUGGGGCUUAAUCGGGUAAAUGAACUAGGGGUAGUUUUCAAAGAAGCUGUGGUGUGACAUUGAUGGGGCAUUGGUUUUGGAGUGAAGGAUAAAAAUGUGGUUUUAUCAACUGAGUUGAUAAAGUUUGACUUUAAAUAUAUGAAUUAAGUGAUCAAUAUAUCUAAACUGCAGAUUAAAGAUAUCUUUGAGUUAGUAAAGUCAAUUAACCAUUUUAAAAAGAAGCAAUCUUUUUACAGACUGAAUUACAAUGACCUAAUCAACUAUUAAACAAAUCUUUCCUAACAGAUUUCACUAUAAAAAUUAACGUUUAAAAAAAAGACAAAGUUUCGACAAACCAGCAGUCAUUUUCAAGUUCAGAAGUAAAAAAUUAGCAUGUGCUUAUAUACAAUAAUUGUCAAAGGGCUAAUGAGCUACUGACUAAAAAACUCUAAAAUAUUUACAUGGAAACAAUGCAAGAAAAAUUACAUCAUAAAUGAUAACAGAAACACUAAAAUGAUAAAAACAAUAAAGGAUAUUUUAAAGUGAAAUAAUUUACAGUGAAACCUCUGUUAAGCGGACCCCCAAUUAAGCGAACACUAAGCCGGGUCCUGAAAUUAAUGUCUUAUAUUUCCCUUUAUAAUGAACCCAUUUUCAGCGGACACCUCUAUUAAGCGGACGCAGACACUAAAAUAAAUAUUGUUAAAAACCUCUAUCAAGCGGACGCUGGACUCAAUUGACAAUAGUAGUAUUGGAUUAAGUCCUUGAAAUGCGUACUGAAGUCAGUUAAUGUUUUUGUAUUUACAAACAAAUUAAAGUUGGUAAUGAAAGGUAAUGAACUUGAACUCUGGAUAGCUUCUUUAAUAACAUGCAACUUUAUCACAGUACAGAGUAACUGUUGAAUGUUGAUCACUAACAAACAUUGCGCAACUUUUACAACCUCCAUUAAGCGGACACCCUCUGUUAAGCAGACACUUGGGAAGGUCCCAAAGGUGUCUGCUUAAUAGAGGUUUCACUGUAAUCAUAAAAUAAAUAGCUUCGCGUGGAUUGAGUCACACUCUUUGUUUAGUUUUGGUUUGAGUUCAUGAAUAAAGAGCAUUUCAGAGGUCAAGCAGUUGAGUUUGCUCUGACACUUUUUUAAGAUUUUGAAAUUGCUUGUAACUGUCUCCAGAUCCUUUCCAUACUCAUCCUUUAUGUGGUUGCCGAUUGUUUAUCGCUUGUGUUCCUCCACACGUUGAUGUAAGUGUUGACUCAUGAAGCCAACUUAGUCUGCAUCACACAGUGUGACCACACUUGAAAUAAUAAGCAACGUUUUGUUGAUUCACAAUUGGAGUUCAUGUUCCUUUGGUUUGAUUUUUCCUUUGAUCUUCUGACUUGUAUAAACAGGCUGGACAUCAGCAUCAAUCUUUCAACUGAGGUCACUGAGUUGGUGUCUUAGUACAUUCACUGAUUUCUGGUCUUUGAAAGUAAGACAAUUCUGAAUUGAGCAUCGUGUUCAUCAGAUACCCAUAAUUGUUUAGAGCAUGCAUUCUCAGUAAUCUUCAUUUCAAUGAAGUGUCUGAUGGUGUUCUCUACGAGGGUUUCAGGAUAAUUGCAAGCGAGCAGAGACCUUUUUAAGACAUUCACAUUCCUGAUGGAAAAACUGCCAAUUUGAAGAGAGUUUAAGUACCCAGUUUAACAUAAUGUCUUCAACAGAGAAUGUUUGUACUUGACAUCAACAUGGCUUUCGUUAUGCACUAAAAGCCCAAUAACGGUUGGUUUCACGUAGACCUUCAUGUUUUGUCCGGAGCCAUUACUAAUAAUCACCAUUCCAAGAAAGGGAAGCUUGCUGUUGUCUUUGAGUUCCAUUAUGAGAGUGAGUGAGGGGUGCAUUUCAUUCUGUCGACAAGAAUUCAGAGACAGAUGAAACAUUGGCCAUUUUGCUGAGGGUGUCAUUGACAAAGCGGUUAUAGAAAGCAGGCAUCUUGUUUUGGUUUGUCAAUUGUUCUUCGAUAUUGCACAUAAAUGCAUUUGCCAUGAGCAGCCCGAGAGGAGAGCCCAUAGCAACCCCGUCCACUUGUUCGUACAAAUUUUCUACGAAUUAAAAAUGCUGGUUUUUUGUAGCAACCUCUAACAGCUCUAUGAGGUCAGUUUUUGUGAUGUUAAGGUCAUAUUCUGGUCUAUUAUCGAUGCUGCGUUCUGAUUGGCUGAGCUACUACUAGGCUAUAUGUUAUAGCCUACUAGUAGCGAAAAGCGCGGGCUUUUAAGGGUUAAAGUCUAGCUUUAACUAGCUUAAUUUUUUUUUAUUCUCGAUAUUUUUGACCAACUAGUUGGAUUUUACUAAAACAAUUAUUCUUCUCGCACUUAUGUCCUCUAAGUCAAUAGCCCAUUUGGCCUUUGGCCUCAUGGGCUAUUGACUCAGAGCCCAUUCGGGCUCAAGGAAUAAUUGUUAAUCAUUAGUUUCGGAGAAAUUCUCUUUGAAAAACCCCAAAAUUUUCAAAGAAUGCAUGAGAUCAUUAACGUUUUGCACCCAGUAAUUUUGCAGUUUUUAGUUGCUGUUAUUUUCUUUGUUACUGAUUGCAAAGAGAUGAAACUUGCACAAACUGCGUAAAUUAACCAGCUCUUGUAAUUUUUGAACCAAAUUGGUAUACACCUAUUUCAAUUAAGGUUGCUCCCGUGAACCAUGGCCUGCAGUGCACUAUAGUAAACCCUUUUGAGGCGGGAAGUUCAAUCAAUAUAUCAAUUUUUGCGUAUUUCCCAUGAGGAGAUUACAGAAAAAGGCUGGGAAGGUACUGAGUAGGCUUAUCAAGAAAAUCUUAUUAAUGAAGGCGAUAAUGGAUAAUAUAACUACCGUCAGCAAGUUCCUGCAUUCACGAUUUUUUUUAAUCCCGAAAACGACAAGAAAUCACGUUUCAAAACCCACACCACCUCUCGCCCUCUAUUCUCCCAGGUUCUAACCCACUGACCUCCUCCAGUAAAAAACGUUGACAAAGACGUCUGAACUUCUUAGCUGUCCUAUGUAACAAUCUUGCAUUUUUCUCAAAGUAAUGAGCUUCUCUUUGUUGAAAACGCUUCACACCCAGGCGAAAUUAUGUUGACCCAAGUAUGACGUCACCUCCAGGAUUCAAACCCAGGCCACAUUGUUGGGAGGCAAAUGCUCGGCCCAACUGUGCCACCUUACUCUCUAAAGCUGCUAGUUAUAAUGGUGACUUUUAAAUACUUGAAAUUUUUCAUAAAAUAGAGAUAGGUACAUUUUCGUACUUUAUUUUAUCCGAUUGAGAGAGUAUGGGAAGACAGAGAGGGAAAUUUAGGACGUUGGCAUAAUAAAGUAUGCGACUUUCACAAAAGUUUCUGCCAGGGCACCCCCGUCGCAACAGUUAGAAUUAAAAAUGCUGGUUUUUUGUAGCAACCUCUAACAGCUCUAUGAGGUCAGUUUUUGUGAUGUUAAGGUCAUAUUCCUUGUUAAACAAAGCGUCUUUGAAAGCUUUCUCCACUGGGAUUUCGACUGUUUCAUCCACUGGUACAUUUGUGAACGGACACAAAAGAUUGUAUGACACUAAAUUGUCAUGUUCGUUGAUUUUCAUCUCAUGAAGAUCAUCAACAAAUGAGAAGAUGUCACUAACAGUGUAGUCGUUGAUGGACAAAGGUUUUAGGUUUUCAUCUAGCCAGCUAGCAAGUUUGUAGCAUAAGUUCCUGUUGCUGACAGGAUUGGAUAGACCACUAGUUUCUUCUUAUUGGUCCUUGGUAGCCAUAAAGGUGUGCAAGCCUAGAAUCCUUUUGAAUCAGUGGGUCAGCAAUGGGUUUUUUUUCUAGCUGAAUAUAUACUAUAUAUUUUAUAUUUUAUUAGCAGAUGUAGAGCCACUUUUUUAUGGAAAUGCUGUUAAUUUAAUAAAACAUUGUUAUUAUUAUUAGUAUUAUUUGUGAAUUCAAACCAAAACUGAACAAACAGUGUGACUCGAUCCGUGCAAAGCUAUUUAUUCUUUUCAAUUUAUAUCUUAUAUAGUUUUUAUUGUUUUAGUGUUUCUGUUAUCAUUCAUGCUGUAAUUUUUCUUGCAUUGUUUCUAUGUAGAUAUCUUGGAGUUUUUUAGUCAGUAACUCAUUAACCCUUUCACAAUUGUAUAUACUAAGAACAUGCUAAUUUGUUACUUCUGAACUUGAAAAUGAUUGUUGGGCAGUCAAAACGUCUUUCUUUACUAUAAGUUGAUAAAUAAUGGUAAUAGUACUGAAUGGAGUCCAAUUCGUUCUGUACUCAUGUGAGGUGAUUAACAAAAACGCAUAACUGUUCUGUCACUGAUAAUAUUAAUCAUAACUAUAACAAAAUUUGUGAUAUACUAAAACACAAGAUCUUUGAGAGUUUUUUGCCAUACAUAAAAAAGGCCAUUCAAGUGCAUGUGUGCAAUGGCUCGUUCUGCCCAAUUCCCCAGGCAUGUUGUGUAGUGUCCACUUACACUGUCAUAUUAAUGCUGAUUAUCAGAGCUGCUGAUAGCCAAUCAGAUUAGAGAAUUAUGUUACAGUUAUGAUUAAACUAAAUAUUUGUGUCUUAAAAACUUAGAAGUAGUUCAGUCACAGAAGCUUCUCCUACACUAUACCAACUAGAUAUGGAUGGCACCUCAUUAAAUGCAUUUUCAACAGAUUUAAUGGCAGCAGACAAAUGAAACUACAGUUGACUCCCAAUAACUUGAACAUUCAAGGGAAUUCGAAACAAGUUUAAGUUAUUGGGAGAUCGAAGCAAAUAUUUCAGGGUGUUCAUUAAGAAUUCGAGUAGCAGGAGAUCAGAAAGGUGUAACAUCACAGCAGAAUAUUUUGAAUGAGUCCCGACGUCUGAGUUAAAAUUGUCAUAUGCUACCAAACGGUAGCCAGAGAAUUCUGCGUAGUAAAUGAAGAAUUCUUCGAUCUCUGAUGCCUAAUGAACAUGCUGUAAGGAAAUGGGAGGGGGGAGGAAUGCAAGUAUCAUGCACACUUCCCUUCAAGGGCAGCAAGAGGUAUAUUUAUAUUUUGAAGAAGGAAUUCUAAACAAACCUUGAUUAAUCAGUACGUGGCUAAACAUUGUAUUUAAUUUGACAAAAAAAAGUAAAGAUAAAUAAUACAUGGUUGUUUGAAAUAUAUUCAAUGUAUCGAACUGCAGCUCACUGCUUUUUUGACUUGUCAUGUGCAAAAAUUACUGCAAGUUAGUGAGGGUUCAAGUUUUAAGGAGUCAACUGUAAUAUGUUGGUGGAAUCUUACUUUGUGGAUGCCUUGAAAAAUUGAUAUCAUUCCUGAUUAAGGAUAUUCUGAUAUUAGUAAGAAAUAUGAUGAAACAUUCUCAUGGCUGGUACACUUCCUCAGGCUAAAAAAAAGAAAAUAAUUAUGUGUGGAUAAGAGCAAAUCUGAUUGGUUGUUUUAGAUCAGACAAAGUUCAGCAUCAACAAAAAUACUGGCAAUUUCCUGCUUGUGAUCUCAACACAAUAAGUACACAGACAGGGACAAAGGCUUAUUGGACAACUAAAAUGUUUCUCCUGAUAUUAAAAAUAUAGUACUAUUCUGCAAAUUUUCCUGUCAACAGGUGUUAGAGUUGUUGCAUGGACAAAAUGCUGGUGUUGGUCGAUUGUUCAUCAGAGCUGCUUCAAGUAUUAUCAGAGAGAUGUUAGCUCAGUACCCUGAACUGGCACAGAAGUACAUCCUAUCUUUGCUGCUAGAACCUUUAGCAAAAACCACUAAGGAGAUUGAAGGUACCAGUACAUGUAUACGGUAUGUGUGAAUUGUUAUAUGUACGAUUGGAUUGUAGUAGUAGUAAAGGGGUGUGGAGGGGUCUGCAAACCAAUAAACCCUCAAAUUAUGUGGGGGAUAUGAAUGUUGCAGAGCACAAUAUUAUUUUAUGCAGCUGGUCUAUAACUAGCCUCUCAUGCAGAUGUUUCUAGGGGUUUGUCAUGUGUUCCUGUCCCAUGAACAUUUGCUGAAAUGAGCUGCCACUUCCGUUGGUAGAUAAGGACCAAUCAAAGUCCAUUUUCCAACUUUGGGUAAACUUGUGUUUGUUAUUUAAAAUAUUACUCAGGACAAGCUAGCAGACUACAAAAGGUUAAGUGCCAUGAUGUCUAAAACGUUUGGCAUUAGGGAGUUGAAACCGUAUCAAAAAGAAACUUUAGUCCAAUUUCUGCAGAAGAAGAAAUCUCCUAACUGGAUGUGCCAAGUCGCUUAUUUAUCAAGCUUUACCGUUUAUUUUCAACUCAAUUUUUGAACCUGCUGGCCAUGUUGUUGUUGUGGUUUUGCUGCUUGUAAAUUGUAUCAAAGACCAGGUCCACAAGCAGGUAAAUCUUGGAAUUCUUACCGCCUCUAUUACAGGGUUUGCACAGUCUUGAAAAGUCCUUGAAUUUUAGAGGAAGUCCUUAAAAAUUCCUUGAAUUAUCAGAGAAUUUGAAGGUUAUUUUACAUAAAGUGCUCUAUGUUUUAUGCAAUAAUUGACUAUCAAUUUAAGACAAGUAAACUGAAAAAUGUAGAGAAGUUGGUGAAGCAAACAGUUCAAGCCUUAAAGUCUUAUUAGAAUGGACUGGGAAUGUGCAUUUUUGAACAAUUUGUGAAAUUGUAUUCCUAUUCAGACUUUUUGCACUAGUCUUAUGAAAUGUAUGAUAGGUGGGUUAUUUGUUUGUUGCUGCAUCUUUUUUGUAGUGGGCAAAAAUUGGCUUGGUACAGUUUGUACUCAUUGGACGAAAACAUGUGCAAUCCUUGAGCCCUGCAGAUGAAAAGAUUGCUCAUCAAUCACUCUUUUCAUUAUGCCUUUAAUAUCGAUAGCACUGAAUCCAAAAUCAAACCCUGUCUUUCCCCAAGAUAGAAGCACAAAGAAAUCUUUCUGAAUAACCUUCUUAAGAGCUGAAUGAGAACAUGGAAUAUGAUGGAUAUUUUGGUGAGAAGUUAUCGCGAAAAUUACUUCACGGGUGAACCACAGGUGUUGAUUUCUCUUCCUUUAGAGCAUGUGAUCGGCUUUACACUUCACGAUCAGUCAAUGCUGAUUGGUUUCUUUAAACAAAAGCAAAUGGCCAAAGAACAGGGAUGUGUGAUAACCCCUAAGAAUGUCUGCGUGGGAGGCUAGUCUAUUAUUAACAGCGACAAAUUCAAACAGCCUUUUCCUUAAAGUGCGAUUGGUUUGAACUACUUUUUUUCUAUACUUAGGGGAUGUUUCAGUUCUGUUUGUUGAUGAAUUUGCCGUAAUGAGAUGUGUUGAAGAUAUUCACAAGGUACUAGACAAAAUCCAAAGUUUGAGUUGUGAGCUUAAUCCUGUUGUUUUGGUAUCCAAAACAUUGUAUGAUAUUUCUUGCAUGGUAUCGUUAUUUUGUCUGAACCUGUGAUUUGUUUGACUGAACCUUCCUCUCCCUUGGGCUUGCUUUGGAGGACCUCUUCAUAUAUCCUGCACAGAUUGUGCAUCAGUAUCAUUUUCCUUUGAGAAGUGAUGACCUUGCCCAAGAGGCAUAAGGACAGAGGUUCUGCAAGUUUGGUUUGGAAAGUUUUAGCUGUCAAUUAGUCCGUCCACUUAAGUUUUUCUAAAAUAAAGUUCUUCAUCUGUUAGGUUUUUGUUGUUGGAUCACACUUCAGUGGUUUAAAGUUUCUGUCAGCAAUUGUUCAUCCUGUUUUUGAGCUCUUUUGUUUCACAAGAAGAGGUGUGUCUCAUCUUAGGUAAGCACAGCAAGAUUUGCUUUACUUGAAAUUUUUUGUUGAAUUUUGUUAAAUAAUUAUUUAAUUGUGUAAAGGGAUUUUAAAGAGACUAUUAAAAAUAGCUAUCCAUAAGGAGGGCAAGUAUAGAGAAGAGAUGGGAGAGAAAGAGAAAGCCUACCUGAAAACACUGUGAAAAUGAGAAAACCCCCUUAUCAGCCCAGUCAAAAUGUGGCAUCAGCAAGCAAUUUUGCAGCUUUAAGUGAAAUAUUUGCCAUCUAAUCAACACUUAGGUUUAGUAAUACACUUAACGGACACCCACUUAAUGCGGACACCUCAUAUAAUUAUGGACAGUUUGCUUUGCCCCUUGGGGAAAGAAAGCCCUUAUAUUUUCUCUAAAUUCAACCUGCUUAUUACAGACACCCUUUUAAUAAAGACCCUUUCUAUGGCUCCCUCAGUGUCCCUAUUAACAGGGUUUGACAGUGUCAAAAAACAACCACACAAAUUUAGGUCUUUGCUGCCUGUUUCUGUGGUUAUCCUGCAUACAGCUGUAAAACAUUUUGACUGGCCUGCCUUAUUAAUAAUAGUUAUAUUCUGGAAGGCAGUCCAAAAUCAAAAUGCUAACAAAAUUACUAAAUAGUUUCCAUCUCGGCUCUGACAGAGUUUGAAAGAUAGCUACUGUUGUAAAUGUAAUGUGUCUUGCCUUUUUAUGUGUAGAUUUAUGACAUAGUUAGUUUUAUCCUUGAUCUUUGUUUUGUCCCAGUUUUCUGCCAUUGCAGUAGAUUAACAGAAUCACAUUGCAUUAUUUUCUUUUUGUCAUUGUAGAAUUUGUUUCUCAUGAAUCACUUUUAAUUCUUGUGCAGCUAAUUUUGACCUAACCAUGAAGGUUUCAAUGUCUCCAAAUUGUGUGUGCCUAAAAUUUUACUUUAACCAUGAUAGCUUUUAGAGGAGGAAAUGCCCCUCCGCUAUAAACUAUCACUUCAUUGGUGACAACAUCUGUGAAGCUUCGUCAAAAUGUCCCCUACAUAAACAAGAAGGUAAAAAAUUAGGCUCUUUCCAAAGCCAGUUAGGUGGACUGUUAGAAGAUUUCUUGAUGAGAGUGUAGAAAGAUACUUUGCUACCCUCUUAAGCCCAUGAUUUAUGAACCACAUCCAGCUGAGAUGAGAGAUGUUCUCAACAGCAAAAUGAAAAAAUACAUUGCUGCUGUAGCAAAAGAGUUCCAUUAACUUACAAUUGACUACCAGGCGUUAAUUCAUUAGUACUGUACUCUACUAAUCAGAUGCUCUGUUUGCCAAGUUACAGAGUUUGCAAAUAAACAAUGAGAUUGGGAAGGUGUAUUUUUUUUUCUCCCCUUCCCCUCCCCUGCCUCAUUCUUUUGCCGUAAUCAACCCCAAGGGUUGUAAUUUAUUUAUAUUAAGAUGGUGCAUGGCCAUGGCAUUACAAACAUAAACAAGCAAUUUUCUUUGCCUCUCAAUAACUGCCUGUAUUGCAGGCUAAAUAAUUCUUUGAGUUUGUCUUUCAUAUUAUUAGGAAAACAAUGGACCAUUUCUCAGCCUUCUCUUUUAUUUCAGGUCUGCACUUCGAGAAAUAUUGGUCCACAUGUUAAAACAUGCUGAGUCAUGUACAGCCCUUACAAUGUUGUAUACUUUGGCUUUCAAGCAGAACCAACUGCAGAACUUCAUAGUAACAAAAUCUUCUCUUGAUUUUGACCCAAAUAACAUGAAGAAUGACAAAGAAGAUAUUUCUGUAAAUCUUAUGAGUGACCAUUUUGUAUUUGCUCAUGGAGAUAAUGGUGGAGUGAUAAUCAAAUAUAAAAAUAAUAAUGAUGACGAAAGUAGAACUGCUGAUGGCGUCUUAAACCCUUUACAAGGUGAUGAACUGAGUCACAGUGAGGUGCGAGCACUGUGCAUUGUGGAACUUUUGAGUGCACUGAAGAAGGACAGUCUUGCCGGAGACUUCUUUUUAUAUUUGGUGCAAGAAUUAACAACUCUCAUAGCAAAUUUCUCUGGGGAUAUGGAGACACAAGGUAAGGUUUUUUCUCAAGUGUGCAUGGUACUGAUGAUUUGCAACUUGUGUUAGGGUUUAGAGAUUCAGAGGCAGAUUCAUAAAUUUUUGUCAACGGUGUCUAACGUAACUUAUGCAUACUGUUGAAUCCGAUAAUUUCUACCCUUUGAGUCCAUAAUAAUGAUUAGUUUCUAUUAUGUAGACUUACGUUGUGAUGUACACAGUCAACUUUGGCAUUCUACUCAUAGAAACAAACCUUUGUUUGAAACAUUUUUAGGUGACAAAAUAAUUUUGUAUAGAUUUUGGCCCGAUUUGAAAAAACUCCUUCACUUUUUUUGGCUGUCUCUGUAGCUAUCAGAAGUAUCCAGAAUGUUCAAGGUUUUUUGGCAGGCUCUGAAGACUUUUUUAUUUUGUUUGGCAUUCGCGCAAUGAAUCAUUUUUUGCACAGUAUUUGGUUGUCAAAUGAUUGCGAUUUUUUUUUUCUUUGGGUGUACUAUUUGUUAUGUUUUCAUGUUUGUCAGUUUAUUUUUCAGCACUUUAAAAUCAUGUGUAUAGUUUUAGUGUUACAUGUACAUGUAUAUAGAUAAAAAUUUUUUAUCUAUAUCUUUAUUUUGAAUGAAAUCCUUAAGAUAAAAGUGUGAAAUAUUUUGGUGGUAAUAAUGCAUGUAUGUACGAUGGGUAGCCAAGUGCAGGAUGAAAAGUCAUUAAAAAUGCACUGUGUACUGUAGGCCAGUAACACACUCUAAUCAGCCAAUGAGCUUCAAGAAUUUCAUACAGUGCACAAAUUUUGUUUCACCCCAGUCCUAAAUUGCCAGUUUGCUAUAAUUAUGGUUCUUUUACCAGGUGGCAUUCAUACAAGGAUCAGGCCAUAAUCACUUUUCAAGUAAUAAGUGUUUCUGGUGAUGGCAUGAAUAUCUUAUGAAGGGAGAAGAAGUUCUUUCAUUAAGUUACUCUGCUGUUUUUCUUUACACGUAUUUAAUAUAUGAUGUAACUUUCUCUAUGCCAUCAUAUUUUUCUGAUUGUUAGAAGGGUGGCCGCCAGGGGGGUGGCACUAGGUGUUUCCACAUACCCUGUGUUGAGCUCGAGUUAUUUGAUAAAAAAUUACGACCACAAAUCCUUAGCUCAGAAAUAUUACACAUAGCUUUCCAUGAUUCAUUUUUUAAUAAAUAAUUGGCUUUUUGCAGGCACUCAGCAGAGUCUCUUGAUCCUCCAUCUUGUUGCUUUGAUGUGUGAGAAACUGGGACCUUCUAUUCUGAAGAACACUUCACAGAUGCUGGCUUUCAUACAAUCCACACUGAAGCGUGUUUGCACUGUUCUUGAAGCAGAUGAGGAGGGACUGGCUACUGAAUUCCUUACAGAGACACUGACUAUGUCCUUAGGGAUGCUAUCAGCUCUGUUGGGUGGGGCAGCUGAGGUACUCUUACAUGUAGAUCUUGUUGAUGCAUUCAGUUAGAGCUCAAUGAUCUUGUCACAAUUUUGGCCUGCACAAACCAUAAAUUAGGUAGAAGCUUACACUCUAUUCCUUUCGAGAAAGAUUAAGUUAACUUAUAAAACCUCUAGUGCAGGUCCAGUGUAUUGAACUAGAUCUUUGCCAGUGAACAUUGAAUUAAGGUUUCCCAUCACUGUGAAUGUGCAAAAAAUAAAAAAAUAAAAAAAUAAUAAUAAUAAUGGUAAUAAUAAUAAUAAUAAAUAGAUAGUAAAAUGAAAUUAUGUAUAAAAUCAGAAAGUGUAAUGUUAUUGAAAGAAAAUUAAAUUCGAGCUCUGGAAGUACAGGAAAAUGCGGCUUUCUCGAUGAUUAAUUUCAGAUCAAAAGAGAUGAUAGGCCUCUUUUUGAGGAUCUUCUGCCAUUAUUGGAGAAACUUUCUGAAGAACAUCCGACGGUAGAGGUACAAGACAUGGCCAGUGAUCUACGCAUUACCAUAGCAACACAUGGUGCUGUGUGGAGCCACAGAAUGAAUGAUGCUGCAAAAACUCUGGGAAAACCAAAAGAUACAGUUAAGAGGGAAAGUGCAGCAUUUGAAGGUAUUGUUUCAUUUAUUAGCAUGCUGAACUACAUGUAACCAUCUUCAAUAUCUAAAAUCAUAUCUCAAUUGUGGAAUUUGUAUUUUCAGCAGAAAAACAAUCUCAUGAAAGCGUCAGUUCAGAAUUCGAUGAAGCCUUCGCCCAGUUAUGUGAUGCUCUUGUUCCUGUCCGAGGUCACGCCAUGAUAAAACUAGCCUCACUUUUGCGCCGUAGGGACCCCAAAGCCAUGGAAAGUGCCGAUACACUGCUGAAGAUUUGUCUGGAACAGUUAUCGCACGAUGACUCUUAUAUCUACCUGGCAGCCAUACAAGGACUUGUCUCACUGGCGGAUAUCAGGGCUGAUACCGUUAUCCCACGACUCGCUCAUGAGUUCGCUACUUGUAGAAAGGAUAUGACAGCUGAAGUGAAAGAAGGAAAAGAGAAAGGUUAUUAUUCACCAGGCAGUAAAGGUUAGUUUUCUGUUACUAUAUUCAGUAUCAGUUUUAUCUUUAGUUAUGACUAUUUUUUUAAUCUACUAUGUAAUAGUGUUCUGCAGAGAGCGUCUUUUAUUUUGUUUCGUCAAGCAUGGGAAAACUUGUGGAUUUUCAUUUGUUUGAGUUCUAGUAGUUCUUUAAUUCAUUUUGUGGAAGUGUGUGUGGCCGACGGGUAACAUCUCAAACUCCAGAUGUGGAGGUCCGGGGUUCAAGUCUCGCCCGCCGCGAUUUUUCCUUAGACAAGGAACUUUACUCCACUUUGUCUCUCUUCACCCAUGUGUAUAAAUGGGUACCUGCGACAUACUGCUGGAAGGUAACCCCGCGAUGGACUAGCAUAUCAUCCAGGGGGGAGUAGCAAUACUCCUAGGCAUGCUUCACGCUAAGGAAACCGGGAUAAGCUCCGGCCCCGGUUUGGGCCUUUGGCUCGAGUGCACCUUUACCUUUUUACCUUUAAUUCACUUCGUUUCGAGAAGCUUAAGGCUAUGUUCACGCUAUACCGGAUAACUUUUGCGCCGGCGCGAAAACCAUUUACCGGAUACAGGGAUUCUGUUCACACAUACGAACGGUGAACGGUGAUUUUGGCGCGAUUUCUGUAACGGAGCGAAGCUGCCCCGCGCUGAUCUCUAAAGUUGAGUGAUGUCACAUAUCGGAUAGGUGUUCAUACUACACUAUACUGGAUAGCGUUUCAUGUCGGCACCGCGAAAAGCUAUCCGGUAUAGUGUGAACAUAGGGGGCCAAACAAACUGAGUCAUUUCUUUGUCCAUAAAACACCGUAUUUCCCUGUAAAAAAGUUAACAAUAGAUGGAGAGCGAAGAAAGUAGACACCUAUGAAAAUUUUUUUCGUUAUUUUUUCAGCUGGAAAACACUGUCUGGUGAACUGUUUCUUUUAAAUGAAAGAAGAUUUGUUUAAGCCGAGCAAAGUCGCUUGUUAAAAGUCUUAGCUACAUUCUUUUCGUAAGCUGAUUCCCUGAGAUGUCAUAUAAUCGCUGGCCUCUUCACACAACACGCUAAUAGGAGUGCUAUUUCCUGAUUAUUUUCAGUUUCACAUGUAUCCAGCCGACCUCCCAGAUCUCCAGAGUCCCGGAUGAAGUUGGGAGAAGCACUUGUCAAGGCGACUAGAAACUGUGGUGAGCUGGUCCCUAGAUACUCCCAGCAUCUUUUGUCAGCCUUAUUGACCGGUGUGAAAGAUCCCGAGCCUCUUGUACGGGCCAGCAGUGUUUCUAAUCUGGGUGAUGUCUGUCAAUUGUUGAGGUUCUCGCUGGGUUCAGUAGUAAAUGAGGUUUGUAAUUUACCAUUAAAACGUUGUGGGUUGAAUAAGUACAUAGCCGCAUAUCAUGUAUCAGUUCUUUUUUUCUGGUUGUGGUGCCCUCUUGUUUGAAAAAAAAAAAAAUCAAGGAAUCAAGUGUUACGUGUGGCUUGUAUGUGCAGCGUUUGAGCUAAGCUAUUGAUGGGAGUAGGUUAGAGGCUCUCUAUGGGCACCUGCCGACGCCGAUUCCGUCGCGUGGUUUCCAUCAAAUAGUCGGUUUUUUAACGAAAUCAUCGCUUCAAUAUCAAGAAUUGUUUUGUAAAAAGGGCGCGUCGUCGGCCUCAGGUUUGUUAUUUAGAUGACUAUAGAUGACUAUUUCGAACUACCGACGUAAAAUAAGGACUUUCUAACCUUACUUUGCCUUUAUAACAUACCCAAUUUGUUGUAACAAGCUUUCUAAAUUCUGAUAAAAUGUUUGCUCGCUUCAUCAUGAGAACAAUGCGCUCAUGAAAAAAUCUCUCCUACUGUCUUCUAGAUUUUUAGUUGUGUGUCUGCAAUUCUGAAAACAGACAAGUCUGCUGAAGUUAGGAGAGCUUCGGUACUUGUUAUAACCUUGCUGUUGAGAGGUCUCGGAAAGAAUAUCAUGGAGGUGAGCCAGCUAUGUCAGUUUUAGCUCUCCUUAUUUGAAGAGAACACUAAUAACCAUGAUAACUAAAGGGUUCCCUUUGGAGGACGGCGUUCUGGAAUUCAAUAAAAUUAAUGCGAAGACACGCUUUAGCUUUUUAAAAAGAUGGAAAAUAGCGUGACAUUUAGCUCCUUGAAAGUUUGGUUAACGUUUUCAUUAGCAGCGGCUUUCGCAAAUAUGAUGCAGUUCCCGUAAAUACGGUAGGCUAGUGACCGUCACCGUCUGUCAACUUAUUUACUGUAUGUAUUCGAUUAAGCGCCCGACCUCGCCCCGUCCGUAGCGUCCUGCACGCAGACGUUCUUAGGACGGAACGCGUUACGAAGCCCUAUUAACUUUAAAUUAGCAACGAUUUAUUAACCGUAACAGGAUCCUCUUACUAAUCAUUCCCUUGAAAGUUUCUUAGGGCUGGGUUGUUCAAAGCUGGGUUAGUGCGAAAUUUGAACUCAGAUUUGAAAGGUAAAAAAGCAAAUUCAGUUUAAUUCUUUGUUUCUACAAUAUGAUGAUUGGAUGAUCUUAAAAGUAUAGAGAAAAUUACCCCAGAAAAACGCGGAUGAAAAUUCAACCUCAGGUUAGCGCUAAUCGGCCUUGGGCUUGUACGUAUCUUUUAGAUUUAAUUGUAAAGGGACUCAAACGGUUAACUCUUUGUUGUUGCCUUUUAGGUUCUCAGUUCAACACUAAAAGAGGUUUACCAGUUAUUAAAGCUUGUAGAGGCAGUGGAUACAGACAUUGUAACUCGAACCCAUGCACAAGUUGCAUUGGGAGAACUCAACUCCAUCACAAGAGAGUAUCUAUUUCCUGAACAGACUUUUACUAAGCGCAUUCAAGUAUUACCAUGA
This is a messenger RNA of Porites evermanni, 17445 nucleotides long. The record is from the annotation of a GenBank genome assembly. Lineage: Eukaryota; Metazoa; Cnidaria; Anthozoa; Scleractinia; Poritidae.